Prorocentrum cordatum is the source of this 507-nucleotide messenger RNA. Lineage: Eukaryota; Dinophyceae; Prorocentrales; Prorocentraceae. The record is from the annotation of a GenBank genome assembly.
AUGCAGCUCCCGCGCGUUUCUUUGGCAGUCACCCUGGCGGUGCUGCGCGGGAUCGUCCUUCCCGCACUCGUGUCUGCGGAGGCGCGGACCGGGCUGGCGGAGGACGACCAGCUGGACCUGGCCCACGCCAGCACCCUCGGCCUCCAGCGGUCGCACUCGCUGGAGCCCGCGCCCGCGUCUGCGGAGGCUGGGGCCGAGCUCGCGGAGGAGGCAGAGCAGCUGGACCUGGCCCGCACCAGCGCCCUCGGCCUCCAGCGGUCGCACUCGCUGGAGCCCGCGCCCGUGUCUGAGCAGGCCCUGGCCGAGCUCGCGGAGGAGGCAGAGCCGCUGGACUGGACCCACAGCAGCGUCCUCGGCCUCCAGCGGUCGCACUCGUUGCUGAUACGGAGGAACCAGAGGGUGGCGGCCGAGGCGCCUCGGGUGCAGGGCGGCGCCACGCCCCGGCGCUCCAUGAUCCGCGCAGAAGCACCGUCCACGGCGUCGCCGGCGCAGCAGCGGACCGUCUGA